AGACGCGCGGGGGAACAUGGCGGCGGCGGAGCCGGCGGUCCCGGCGCUCCUCUCCAGCGGCGGCGUGGGCGCGGCGGCACCGCCGUCGGGCACGGUCCCAGUGCUCUUCUGCUUCUCCGUCUUCGCGCGACCUUCGUCGGUACCUCACGGUGCGGGCUACGAGCUACUCAUCCAGAAGUUCCUCAGCCUCUACGGCGAUCAGAUCGACAUGCACCGCAAAUUCGUGGUGCAGCUUUUCGCGGAGGAGUGGGGCCAGUACGUGGACCUGCCCAAGGGCUUCGCGGUGAGCGAGCGCUGCAAGGUGCGCCUCGUGCCGCUGCAGAUCCAGCUCACUACUUUGGGUAAUCUUACACCUUCCAGCACUGUGUUUUUUUGCUGUGAUAUGCAGGAAAGAUUUAGGCCAGCCAUCAAGUAUUUUGGAGAUAUUAUUAGUGUGGGACAAAGAUUGUUACAAGGGGCCCGGAUUUUAGGAAUUCCUGUUAUUGUGACGGAGCAGUACCCUAAGGGUCUUGGAAGCACUGUUCAAGAAAUUGAUUUAACAGGUGUAAAACUUGUACUUCCAAAGACCAAGUUUUCAAUGGUUUUACCAGAAAUAGAAACGGCAUUAGCAGAUAUUCCUGGAGUCAGGAGUGUUGUGUUAUUUGGAGUAGAAACUCAUGUGUGCAUCCAGCAAACUGCUCUGGAGCUUGUAGGCCGAGGAAUUGAGGUUCACAUUGUUGCGGAUGCCACUUCAUCAAGAAGCAUGAUGGACAGGAUGUUUGCUCUUGAGCGUCUCGCUCGAACUGGCAUCAUAGUGACUACAAGUGAGGCUAUUCUGCUGCAGCUGGUGGCUGAUAAGGACCAUCCAAAAUUCAAGGAAGUUCAGAAUCUAAUUAAGGCGAGUGCUCCCGAGUCAGGUCUGCUGUCCAAAGUAUAGGACAUUUGAAGCACUGGUGUACUACUCACCCAUCAGCCCAGACAGGCUUCUCUCUGCUAGAAUGAAAAUGUUAAGUCAAAAACUGACUCUCUUUUUGCCCCUCUUAGUGAAACAUAACCAGUUAGAACAUUUGGGUAGCAGCAUUUACUUACAAUGUCAAAAGCUUCAGGUGCUGUUUGCCUCUUUUGUUAAUGUGCUUUUUAUUUAUUAUAAAGAAAACAUACUAUGGAGGUGCCCGUUUUGUCUAUACUGUAUUAACUGAUCAUAACCUUUUAAAAAGUGCACUCUUGUGAAGUUUUCUUAAAUUGCUCUUUAAAGAAAAUAUACCAACAACAAUUUCUCUCGUAUUGUUCUAUGAUCUAUGUGAUAAUGUGGAUUCUGUGCUUUUUGCUUUGUAGGCUGAAGUAGGAUUAGUAUGUGAAAAGUUGAAAUCAAGACUCUGGAUCAUGUUACUCUUUCCUUCACAGUACAGGCAGCUUACUUACUGGAUUCAUUGAUUUUACUAGAUAACAUUUUGCUGAAGGCUUAUAUAUUUUUAUUAUGUUAUUUUUCUUCAUUUGGUUACCAUUAAUCCUCUGUUAAUAUUUUCUUUUUUAGUUGGAUCUUUUACUCAGACUCAUUGUUUGUUUUGAUUCUGUAAACAGAUGAGAUGCUUUGCAAUGCUGUACAAUUAGUGGAGGGGCAUUUUUAAAUCUGUGAAGUACUUUGUGUGUAUCUUUCCAACCAUUGAAUAUAUCUUCUAGUAUGCACAAUAUUUAGCAAAAAGACAAAGACUAGAUAAAAUAUCCUUUUAGUAAAUUCAUAUUCUUGUUUGAUAUUUCUUCACCUAUUCUCUAAAUGCUAUUACUAAUGUAAAAAAAAAAAGGCAUCAGUCAUGAUUUGGUAUAUUCAUUUUGUAGUCAUUGCUACACUUCAAUAAAUUUAUUUUCAAUAAAUACUAGAGGGUUUUAAAACAUUUUUGAUAUUCUGUGAACUAUGAAACAUUGCUGUCUUUUAUAUUAAAGUAAUUAAAAUGUC
Molecule: messenger RNA, 1933 nt
Organism: Erinaceus europaeus (western European hedgehog)
Lineage: Eukaryota; Metazoa; Chordata; Mammalia; Eulipotyphla; Erinaceidae
Gene: ISOC1
Product: isochorismatase domain containing 1
Exons: 5
Coding region: 17-916 (299 amino acids)
Cellular component (GO): cytoplasm
Source: RefSeq, a predicted model, not a curated record